Messenger RNA from Guillardia theta CCMP2712, 921 nucleotides. RefSeq lists its product as hypothetical. Gene Ontology annotation, cellular component: FAR/SIP/STRIPAK complex. The annotation marks the transcript as partial. Gene Ontology annotation, biological process: peptidyl-serine dephosphorylation. Gene Ontology annotation, molecular function: protein serine/threonine phosphatase activity. The transcript has 12 exons. Lineage: Eukaryota; Cryptophyceae; Pyrenomonadales; Geminigeraceae. The record is from RefSeq and is a predicted model, not a curated record.
GAACUGCUCAAGGAAGAAGAAGUUGCGGACGUCUGCCUGCAGUUGAAAGAAAUCCUCUUGAACGAGCCCAACGUGUGUAGCAUACGAGCGCCUGUCACAGUUGUCGGCGACAUCCAUGGACAGUUCCAUGACCUCCUGGACUUGUUCCGAGUCGGCGGAUUCUGUCCCAGCACCAACUACUUGUUCCUGGGAGACUUUGUGGACAGAGGAAGGAACGUCGGGCGGGGGAGGGCUGGUGUGGGACUGAGACAGCAGCGCAGCCACAGCGUGGAGACGAUCUCCCUGCUUGCAUGCCUCUCUGUGCGAUACCCUCGGAGGAUCAAGCUCAUUCGAGGCAACCACGAGUCGCGGCAGAUCACCCAGGUCUACGGGUUCUACUCGGAGUGCGUCAGGAAGUACGGGGACGCGGCGGUCUGGAAACAUUUCACCGACCUCUUCGACUUUCUGCCCCUCGCUGCUGUCAUCGACGAGUCCAUAUUCUGUGUGCAUGGAGGCCUUUCCCCGUCCGUGUGGACGAUCGAACAAAUAUCACUCAUCGACAGGUUUCAGGAGAUCCCCAGUGACGGCGCAGCGGCAGAUCUGCUCUGGUCAGACCCAGACCCGAAUCGUGAAGGCUUCAACCCGUCCACAAGAGGAGCAGGCUACACCUUCGGCGCCGAUGUCGUGCAGCAAUUCCUGCAGGAGAACGGCCUCAUUCACGUUCUCCGAGCUCACCAACUCUGCAUGGAAGGCUACCAGGUCAUGUUUGACAACUUGCUGUCAACCGUUUGGUCAGCGCCCAACUACUGCUACAGGUGCGGCAACUUGGCGUCGAUCCUCGAGGUCGACGAGGCGCUUGACUUUCACUUCAACGUCUUCAGCUCUGCCCCCACCAGGCGCAGCGACAGCAAGAACAAGCUGAGACAGGACUUCUUCCUGUGA